AGUUUUUCCCAAAAAAAAAAGUAAAAUGAGAAGUACGAAGAAGGGAACAAAGACAAAGGAUUGAGAUCCUGCUUAUCAAUCUAGUACUGUAAUACGAAGUAGUAGUAAUUUCCUUAAAAUUACACAUUCCUCUGUUUCUCUAUCUCAUCUGCAAUUGUCAAACAGUGUUCAUGGCUUAACAACAACAACAGGAUUCUUGUUAUAGAACACUCUAAAAGUGAAGAAAAGCCGAUAGGUGUUUGCAAUUAACUUUCCAAGGAAAAUGAAGGAGAAGAGUAGUUAUGUACCACCUCGUUAUAUUCCCCUGGGACAGUCAGAUAGAGAGGAGUCGGAUUUAGAGAAAAGUAUACUUUCUCCUUCUGAUCAAUCUCCUACAAAGGAUGAAAGUGUCAGUGAUUUGCCAGUUCAAUGGUCCUCUGGAAUAUGUGCGUGUUUCGAUGAUCUACAGAGCUGCUUCAUUGGUACGAUAUGCCCGUGCUAUCUUUUUGGAAAGAAUGCUGAAUUUCUAGGACCUAACAAUUUCAUGGGAUCUUGUACUACCCAUUUUAUUAUAUGCGGCCUUCUCAAUUCCUGUUGCUGCUUGGUAACGGGAGGUCUGCUUCUUGGAUUUCCUGGAUGCUUUGCUGCAUGCUAUGCUUGUGGAUACCGGAAAGCAUUAAGGACAAAGUAUAAUUUGCAGGAAGCUCCGUGUGGGGACUUUUUGACACAUCUUUGCUGCCAUAUGUGUGCCGUAUGUCAAGAAUACAGGGAAAUCCGCGAAAGGUCUGUGGACAUCAAUCCAAAUGCAGAGAUGGUAGAAGUCACAGCUCCUCCAAUCCAGACAAUGGAUUUGGCUGUGCGGCAAUAAUCCCAUACAUUUUGUUGUUUAAGGUUUUGUUCCUUUAAAAAUAGGGUUGUCACAUUAGUUACAAGAUAGUAAAUGUUUUUCAGGCUACACUUGGUGGCAUUAGUUUGUUUUUCAAUGACAAUAAAGAUGUAGGUAGGAAUCCUUGUAGAUGCAUAACUUGGUUUACUUUAUCAAUGUAGAUGAGUAGGUUGGAACACAAUGGGUCUUUCUGACAGAAUGAAAAAACCUUUACAAUAUAAAUAUUGAAAGAACUAUGCUAUAGGUAAUGCUUUUACUUA
This is a messenger RNA of Erigeron canadensis, 1125 nucleotides long. RefSeq names its product cell number regulator 5. Bases 263 to 847 code for a protein of 194 amino acids. The record is from RefSeq and is a predicted model, not a curated record. NCBI's taxonomy places the organism in Eukaryota, Viridiplantae, Streptophyta, Magnoliopsida, Asterales, Asteraceae. The transcript is spliced from 4 exons.